AUGAAGUUCAACGUUGUCGUCGGCCUGGCUGCCGCUCUUGCGAUGACCCCCAACGCCGUUGCUUUCAACCUGUUCGCCCGUCAGGAUGCCACUCCCACCACUGGUGCUGAGCCCUCGGGCACCAUCGCCAGCGGCUUCCCCCAGGGCUCCGGCAGUGUUGGCGGCUCUUUUCCCUCCGGCGGUGCUGGCGGCUCGUUCCCUUCUGGCGGCGCUGGCGGUUCAUUCCCUUCCGGCGGUGCUAGUGGCUCUUUCCCCUCGGGCGGUGCCCAGAGUGGCUCCCGGGGUGGUUCUCGGGGCGGUUCUCGGGGCGGCUCUGAGGAUGACUCCGAGGGUUCCUCCAAUGCGCAGGAGUCUGGCCGUCCUCGCCCCUCCGGCACCAUUUCGGGUAGCCCCUCCGGCGUUGCUGGCGGCUCCUCUCAUUCCGGCGGCUUCGGCGGCUCUUCUACCUCCGGCGGUGCUGGCGGCUCAUUUCCUUCUGGCGGCGCUGGCGGUUCAUUCCCCUCGGGCGGUGCUAGUGGCUCUUUCCCCUCGGGUGGUGCCCAGCCCAGCGGCGCCGUCAGUGGCCAGAGCCAGGGAGGCCAGAGCCAGGGAGGCCAGAGCCAGGGAGGCCAGAGCCAGGGAGGCCAGAGCCAGGAAGGCCAGAGCCAGAGUGGCGAGGGCGAGAGCAGCGGAAGCCAGGGCUUCCAGAAGCGGCAAGAGAGCCAGGAAUCCCAGGAGGGUCAAGACGGUGCCUCCCCCUCUGGUGCUCCUCAGCCCAGUGGUAGCUUCGGUGGCUCUGGUGGCCAUGGCCACGGCGGUCCGACUCCUACUGGUAUUCCCUCUGGUACUCCUACUGGUGGUUUCCCCUCCGGCACUCCUCCUGCUCCCUCUGGCGGUGCUGGCGGCUUUGGAUCGGGCAGCUUCCCCACUGGUGAACCUCAGGGUAGCGGCUCCUUCGGUGGCUUCGGCCAGGGUGGUCAGUCCGGUGUUCCCACUAUCUCGGUUGCCCUUCCUACUGGCUCCGCUGCUCCCCAGAGCGAAGGAAACCAGCAAUUUGAGCGUAUUCACGCUCGCCAGAUUCGCCCCCUCUGGGCUUAG
Penicillium macrosclerotiorum is the source of this 1077-nucleotide messenger RNA. RefSeq lists its product as uncharacterized. The record is from RefSeq and is a predicted model, not a curated record. NCBI's taxonomy places the organism in Eukaryota, Fungi, Ascomycota, Eurotiomycetes, Eurotiales, Aspergillaceae. The coding region runs from base 1 to 1077 and encodes 358 amino acids. The transcript is spliced from 2 exons.